Rhopilema esculentum is the source of this 5775-nucleotide messenger RNA. RefSeq lists its product as uncharacterized. Gene Ontology annotation, cellular component: Golgi membrane. Gene Ontology annotation, biological process: protein O-linked glycosylation; glycosaminoglycan biosynthetic process. Gene Ontology annotation, molecular function: galactosylxylosylprotein 3-beta-galactosyltransferase activity. The record is from RefSeq and is a predicted model, not a curated record. NCBI's taxonomy places the organism in Eukaryota, Metazoa, Cnidaria, Scyphozoa, Rhizostomeae, Rhizostomatidae.
AUUCACUUCUGCUAUUUCAAGAACCUGGACGAUAAUCUAGAAAGCACAAAACUUCAAAAUGUCUGGCGUUGGAAGAACAGUAGCACUGCUCGGACGAACAUCAAUAAGAGCAAGGGCAUUCAAUCCAGCUUUAAGAGGAGGCGUUGAAAAUGCACCUGGCAAUAACAUGCCAUUUCAAACAUCAAACAAACCAAGAUUGCUUGCAACAAUGGUUGGUUUCCUUGGUCUUGGAUUUGCUAUUCCAUUCAUUGCUGUUAGAUUCCAAAUGCACAAGAAAGCAAGCUCAUAAACUGAUUAUUGACGCCUCUUACAAAGACAAUGUUGAGAAAUGAUACUGAAAACGUUUUAGGUUGCAAACAAAUUUUGAAAUGAAGAUUUAUUGACUGACAAAGUAGUUUUUUUGUUGCUGGGUAUAUUUUUCAGGCCAUGCCAAACCUUUUUUGUCCUGUAGUGGUUGGUCCCUUUUUUAUAUUCUUUUACCUAUUCUUUGCACAUCUCAAUGGAGAGAUCCUUUGCCCCAAAUUAUGCCAACAUAAUAUUGACACCAAUAGAACAAUGUAUCUCAAACAAUGCCCUGAUUCCCAAGUGUUUUAGAAAGGAUUUAAAAUGACAUAAUUUUUAUCUGGCCACACAUGUGAAAAGCUUAAGGAAAUUCUACAAUACACAAAGAUCAUCCACAAACAAAUAGAACCUGUGGCAAACUCAAACAUAAACUUCCUAGAUCUCUCCCCGCACAAGACUGUAUUUGUACCAGUUUUCUGACAAGCUGUGCAUACCUUUUUGUAUGGUUUUUAAAAAAAUCGAGCACAAUUAAUUCUUCAAUGAAAGGAAUCAAAAUCAAUUUAGAAAUCUCUUCCCUUCAGACCAAACUAUCACUGGCAAUUCCUAUUUCGUUUCACUGGGAGUCUUUAUCGUGUUACAAAAAAAUUGCCUACUAAAAUUCAGCUUUGCUCUGUGAGAGGGCACUGUUUUGUGGUUAGGGAGGGGGGGGGGCAGGUGAGCUAUUCCCCAUACUCUUUGAAGUGAUACCCUUGCUCCUAUUUCAUUAUUUCCCAGGGAAGUCACUCAAAUUUUUUAAAUAUGGGGAGGUCCAUCCGCAAUUAUAAAAUUUACCUAAAAUUAGCGAUAACAAAUUCAAUAGACUUAUCAGCUAAAAAGCGUUGAUAAGACCCAAACUUAUCAUCAACAUUCAAAAUGUUGUUGUUGGGCCCACAAGAUAACACUAAUUAUAGCACUUUCGACUUUUUUCAAUAGUUAUAAAGCAGUUGUGGUUAUUAACAGGGGCGAGGAAGGGCAGUUGCCGUCUCUUGGAAUCCAAAAGUUGGCAAAAUUACCAUAAAGUCAGCAAUAUCUCCCAUUUGUUACUUCGGCCUUUUUAAAAAAUUUCCAACGUUGAUACUUCAAUCAUUUUGGCCUUGUUUCUAACAGCGCUCCUUUCCACAUAAAGUGACGUAGGUUCGGUAUCGAGGAUCGGUCAAAUGAGAGAAUCCAGAUUUAGACGCAGAAUUUUAAUUCUUAAUGCAGAGUAUUUAGAUAGCUUUUUGUGAAAAAGCUUCCAAAAACAACGAGAAUUAUUGUGAAACAAUUUACAACCUCCAAAGAUGGUGCUGCAGCAUGUACUUGAAAGUGGACUUUACCAACCUCAGAAGGGGAAAAAGGGUGAUCUGAAAGCUUAAAUCUUGGGACAUAGAAUAUUGAAAAUAAGGUUGCUUUUUUACUCAGUUAGAGGAAACACAAAAAAGGUAGGAUUUUACAGAUAUGACGUUAAAUAUAUUUUUUGGUAAAAUUAAUGACUAUUGACGUAUCACAAAUUUUGCAAUGUUUAUUGAAGAAAAUUAAGUCUAAAAUAGAUCUGAGUCGUUAAAUAGAUCAAAUACGGUGUUAAAGUUGUAAGUGUCAUCCGUCACUAUGUCACCCCUUGCAAUGGCGGCGCCAGCCACUAAACUCUGGGGGGACAAACCAAAACAAUUUAAGCCACGCCCUUUUAAAAACCAGAAAACGCCCUUUUACCAACAGGGAACGCCAAUUUUAUCCGAAGGGAACGCCUAUGACUAACUUUUGUUUGAAAAUUGGCAGUUUGAAAGUCAUAGGAUUCCAUCACAAAAAGCACGGUGUCAAAAUAUUACCCCUCCCCCAACAUUCUCUCAUCGAAUUUAGACGAAAUACAAAAUCGAUUCUGCUGAGAACUGGGGGGACGUGUCCCCUCCAGUCCCCCCGUGGCGCCGCUUCUGACCCCUUGGCAUUUCACUAUCGUUGGUCAACCUUUGGCAGGCGAUUUGACUUUGAGCAUGCGCUAUAGGUACCUUGAGUGAGGUAGCCUCUUGUGGAAAUGCUCAAUGAUAUAUAAGCGAGGCGACGAAGCAUUCCUAUAAUUUUUGAAAAUGCCGCAAGAGUGGAUAAGUUAAAUACAUGCUAUCACGGUAUUUCAUGGUGAGAUGUCCGUGAUUUGGGAACAAUUUCAAUAUGAUAUCCCUGCCUUCAAUGAAAAAAACUACAAUCCUUUUAUUUGCUCUGCAAUUUAUAGCAUUGGUUAUGCUGUUCUCAAUUUAUCAUCUGGACAGUAACACAAAAUAUCGGUAUGCACUAGAUGAUAUUGCUGCAUCACUGAAAAGUGAAGAUUUUCAGAUUCCACAAACAAGUAAAAAGGGCAUGGUAGCUAGACAGGCUAAUGACAUUUGUUUGGACAGUGAAGGUGUUUAUAAGCCAUGCAAUGAUGAUGAUUACGAAUCACUAGUGUCUGCUGACAGAUUAGUAACUGUGGACCCAGAAUAUCCUGACUGGGAAGAAGCUAAAGAAGAACAUAAAGAUGAUAGGAAAAAUCGUUUUAGAGAGAAGAAAAAAGAAUAUUUAGAUGGAUCAAGUAGCUUGUUUUAUGAAAGUAAUGUAAACAAAGAAUAUGCUAUUAGACAAUUCUCAGGAUCACGCUCAAAAAAGAAUAUUUCAAGAAAAGUUCAGAAUGCUGAAAAAAGAUUUGUAUCAGAUCAAAGGAUGUUAUUUAGUGAAGUGUAUGAACAAGUUGAUAGUCAAGAAGAUGUAGAUUUGCUAGUCAUUGUCUCGUCUGGUGCAAAGAAGCGUGCAAGAAGAGAUUCAAUCAGAGGGACCUGGUGGACUGAAUGCUCCCAGAAUGCCAAGGUUAGGUGUUUGUUCUUUACCGAUGAUAUCAAUUCACCAAAGCUGCAAGAUGCACGGAAAGAGCUAUUACAUGAGAAAGAGAAAUAUGAUGAUAUGGUGUUCCAGCCAAUAGAUAUUGGACUUAAAUUUGGCUAUCGAAUGCUAUAUCAAAUGCAAUGGGCCGUGGCUCACUAUCGCUUUAAGUAUUUGCUGCGUGUAGAUGAUGAUGUAAUUGUUUGUCUGCAUCAUCUUCUGCAUGACUUGCAAGAUUUGAGAACAACAAAUUUGCAAUGGGGCUUUAUGCAUUGUGUUUCUGAUAAUUUAAUCUACAUGGAUGAGGGUUUAACCAUGUUUUCUUUUGAUCUGGUUCUGAAGUUUUUAUCUCAAGAUCCCCUUAAAAUGCGCUGUCAUGUUUAUGGAGACCAGCAAAUUGCCAUCUGGAUAAACGAUCUUAACUUAGAUCCUGAGGAAAUUUAUGUGCACGAUCCACGUAUCCAUCAUAACCCUCCUGCUGCACAAAUGUUAGCAUAUUUCAAUGAGCUUGAAGACAUAUGUGCUAAACACAUUAUUAUUCAUGGUGUGUACCCUGAUUUCAUUGAUGAUCUGUGGAUGAAAAGAAGGUCUAGGAAAUACAAGAAAUAUAAGCCAGAGAUAUUUAGUGAGUCUUGUGAUAAACCAGCUGAUUUCUUUUGGUAUGAGCUUGGUGACAGAUUUCGUCAUCAACCACAGUAUUGUUAUAAAAGGCCAGCAUGGGAUGUAUCAAUCAUGGAAUGGCAAGAUGGAACAUUUGCUGGAAGGGAAGUGGAUCCAGACUUCUCAUUAUGAUAUCCUGGUAAGUUAAAUCCUCUUUAGCUAUUUAGAAACCUUAAAAAUAUGUUUGAAGCUAUACAGGGACUUUAUGUUGUAAGAACCUUAUGUAAAUUAUGAUAGUUGAAUCCUGUAGAAAUUUAAAUCUUUUUUAAUUGAUAAGGCAACAAAUAAUUAGCCCCCAAAAAUCAACUCCCUAUGCUAUGAAGAAGUCUCAUUAAUGCACCAAGCUUUCAUUCAAAGAGAAAUCGCUACAAUAAAGGAUAUGGCUCAUUACGUUUUCAUAUCUAGAAUAGGUAUUAAUGUUAGUAGUUUGAAACAAGGGCACAGGCCACUUGGGAACAAAAGAAUUUUGAAAAAAAUUUGUUGUUUGUUGGAUUUCUAAGGAGCCCAUUUUACUCUCAUUGUGCCCGUGGUUAAUGAUACUUAUCAUAGGUACCAUUAACUAAUGAUACUUUGUUGGCAAGAAGUUUAAAUUAGGGAUCAAAAUUGACUAUUUGUUUGAAACUGAAUUUUCCUGAAAUUAUCCAAUUUAACAAAUUGGAUCAUAUCUAUAAAACAUGAUCCAAAUUAUAAUCAAACUCAGUGCUGUUAUUCUUCAACCUGUUUUUCUCCCUUUUACAAAAGUUAACUUUUGCAACGUUUUUUGCACAAUGAUUUAUAAACUGUAUUCUCCCUUGUAUUCCUUCCCUCAUUUUUUCCCUACUUGAAAAAUUGAUGCCACCUCUUCAAUAAUCCUGCAUGUUUUAGGUUUUAUUAAAGAGAGAAAUAAAUGGAUUGCAAAUGUGUUUUGAGUUUUGAAUAAUUUUUUUUACAUUCAGCGUGACUUGUUACUCUUAUUUGAUGACAGCAAGGGAGAAUAAUGUUCUAGCCAAUCAGUGUCAUUUUUCCAACCAACUUUUGUCAAUUUUCUUUGCAAUUAACUUUUGAAGUUUUCACGCCAAAACACAAGAGAAUAUGGUGAAAAGUUAAUGACACCUGCUGCUCUUAUAAUCCUGCCUUAAAUAAUAGGAGGUUUACUCAAUAAACCCACAGCAAAUACAAGAGAGAAUAGUCUUGACAAUGUCAUACCGUCAGUAUUGAGUCUCUUGCAAAUCCCUAGAGCUUGACAUUAAAGGUGGAAACUUAGUUUCUCCUAUUUUAGUCCAAUAUUUAUCUGGCCCUAAAAGUAUGUUCAGUUUUACUAUCUUGUAUUGUUUUUAAGGUAACGAUAAAGCAAUUUGACAUCCUGUAUCGUUUUAGAGAAAUUGAACUUGAUGCUUUACAAUCAUUAUGAGCUGGAUAUGUACCAUAAUGCCUUUAAUAAGCACUCGGCGGCUUAUUUAUUUUUGAGAUUCCAGGAUGGGCGCUUAUAUGGAGGGAGGCGCUUAAUCGUGGGGGGUGCUAUUUAAAAAAGUAGAUUUGAGUGCAAAUUGUGUUUUUCAUAAAUCUUUUUUGUUGAAAUGUCUUCCAAUUAUGUUUUCGUUGAAAAUUCGAAUAAGGGCCCGUUUCUGAAGGUUGAAGGAUGGGCGCUUUUUCGAGGGGGAGCUUAUUCAAUAACUUCACCUCUAGGGUGGGCGCGUAUUCAAGGGGGGCCUUUAUUUGAGGGGGUGCUUGUUCGAGGCAUUACGAUACAUAUAUGUUUGUGUUAAAAAGAAAAUAGUGAUACAUACCUUAUAAGGUUUUUUGUAUACCUAUCAAUUUUGUAAAUUAUAUUAUAGCAUGGUCUUGUUUAGAAGUUGAUAUCAUUAUUUGUAAGGUCUAAAAAUACAUUGCAUAGAUUACCAUACAAACCCCUUUCUAGUGACCAUUUACCUAGUACCUUAAACUUUUACAUCGAAGCAGUAUACAUAGUUAUAAUAAAUCAGAAUUUAAUAA